AUGCUUCAAGCCUUAGGCCAUCAAAAGCUGUCCAACAAUAUAUGCAGCGUUCUGAAGGAGAGUUUCCGAAAAGAAGAACUCCAACAACGAGCCUGGAUAGAACAACAGGAAGAAAGUCCCAAGAAGAAGCCUCAUCAUGACCAGCCUUUAAUGCUUGAGCAAUCCCGAGAUAAACAUCGUCAUUCCAUUGAACAUAAAUCCAAGUCCAACAAUGUGGGUUUGUCGCUAUCAGUCAAACCCCAUGAUGAGGGAAGCACAAGUAGUAAUAACAGUACAUACGGAAGCCACAAAAAACGUCCUAUAUCUCCUCUUAAAUCUACUUGCUCAUCAAAGCAUUCGACCUCACAUCAUUCUUCCGUUUCUUCAUCAGCCUCAAGCAAGGCCUCCAUUGUAUCAAAUGCUUCUUCUUCCUCAUCAUCCUCAAACAACAUGACUAAAUCUAAUUUUUGGUUUUCAAACAUUUCAGACCUAGUAGAUUCCACUGACAUUGGAUGGGGAAUUCGUUCUGAACGAAAUGUGUCCAGUGAGGAUAAGGACUUUUUCUUAGAUCUGCAACCACUCACCUCAACGAAGUUCAGUAAGAAGAAGGUUAUAGAAACAGAAUUUUAUGAUCAUUCACAUUUUGAUGGUUUUUUAACGCAUCGAAGAGCUCCAACAGAAAACAAGGAAUCAACCAUUGUUUCUCAAUCUCAGAAAAAACAAUCCUCACAUUCAAAAAAGAAAAAGAAUUUGAUUUUUGAUUGA
This is a messenger RNA of Naegleria lovaniensis, 744 nucleotides long. RefSeq lists its product as uncharacterized. Bases 1 to 744 code for a protein of 247 amino acids. The transcript is spliced from 3 exons. Lineage: Eukaryota; Heterolobosea; Eutetramitea; Acrasida; Naegleriidae. The record is from RefSeq and is a predicted model, not a curated record.